Messenger RNA from Rattus rattus (black rat), 1182 nucleotides. It is a transcript of the gene Gemin6, whose product is annotated as gem nuclear organelle associated protein 6. NCBI's taxonomy places the organism in Eukaryota, Metazoa, Chordata, Mammalia, Rodentia, Muridae. Gene Ontology annotation, cellular component: nucleus; SMN complex. Bases 221 to 721 code for a protein of 166 amino acids. Gene Ontology annotation, biological process: spliceosomal complex assembly; spliceosomal snRNP assembly. The transcript is spliced from 3 exons. The record is from RefSeq and is a predicted model, not a curated record.
CAAGACUGCUUGGUGGAGUGUGAGCUAAGUCGGAGUGUAGUCAGGCGUCUCUGCCGCUUUUCCCUGCAUUGCGCACAGCUCUGGGUAUGGCGGCCUCAAGGCAGGACCCAGUCUUCGAGCUCUAGAGCUUUGCUCGCGCGUCCUCAGCGCUUUACGAGGAAAUUGGCGCAAACCCCGCGGAGAAUCAUCUAGAAAGAGUAGAUCUAACCAGCUGGUAACCAUGAGUGAAUGGACGAAGAAAAGCCCCUUAGAAUGGGAGGAUUACGUUUACAAAGAAGUGAGAGUGAUAGCCAGUGAGAAGGAGUAUAAAGGAUGGCUGCUAACCACAGACCCAGUCUCUGCCAACAUUGUCCUCGUGAACUUCCUUGAAGAUGGCAGACUGUGUGUGACUGGAAUUAUGGGACAUGCUGUGCAGACAGUGGAAACUGUAAGCGAAGGGGACCACAGAGUAAGAGAGAAGCUGAUGCAUCUGUUCACAUCUGCAGAUUGUAAAGGGUACAGCCCUGAGGAUCUGGAAAAGAAGAAAACCAGCCUAAAGAAAUGGCUUGAGAAGAACCACAUCCCUGUCACUGAAGAGGGAGACGCACAAAGGACUCUCUGUGUGGCUGGGGUUCUCACUAUAGACCCACCAUAUGCUCCAGAAAAUUGCAGCAGCUCUAAUGAGAUCAUUCUGUCCCGAAUUCAGGAUCUUAUUCAAGGCCAUCUUUCAGCUUCCCAGUGAGAGGCUGCGCACGAGGAGCACACUGACUUCACUGUUUGGUUCUGUGUUAAAUUCUUCCAGUGUAAGUUGAUUAUAUUACAAGACUUCAAAGCACAUGACUGCUAUGUGUAUAUGCGCACAUUUUUUUUUUCUUUUUCUUUUUUUCGGAGCUGGGGACCGAACCCAGGGCCUUGUGUUUGCUAGGCAAGCGCUCUACCACUGAGCUAAAUCCCCAACCCCAUCUGCACACAUUUUAAGUUUUUGUUUAGGUCAAAUCAGAGGAAGUGAAGGCACCAGAACAGUGUCCCUUGUCCUGAAAAGAACACAGGAGAGUCAGAUUUGGAAGGAGAUUUCCUUGCAUGGGAUUUAAGAUAAAUCACCCUAUUUGUGAGACAAGGGUGCAUUCUGAAUAGGUGUAACAAUGUGAAAUAAAUUUAUAAAUUUCAAUAUAAGCUAUUAAAGUAAAAAUCAGUCUCAGGUUC